CGCUAGAGAUUCCUUUGGAGGAGGGGCGUGGGAUGCAGUCCGCCGCCUCCAAGAAGCGUCCUGCUUCCCCAGACAUCCCGUCUUCGCAGCAGAAGUCUAAGAGGGCAUCGACUUCGUCACAGCGUAAACUCCGUACCCCCAGGGCAGCGCCGACCUCCAAGGGAAAAGCUAAGAAGCCAGCUAGAACGUUCUCAGCCGAGAUUCUUCCCGCCGCUGAACUGGGCCUGUAUGACGACCAGCCGAUCAGCAGAGAUCGCCAGGCAGCCUGAUGUCUCUACACUGAUGUCCGACGAUCAUUCUGAGGGGCCCGUCGCUAACAUCGCAGAGAGGGCAUCGACGACAUCGUCGCAGACCAUCCCAGACGACAUGAUGCAGAAGAUCAUGCAGAUGAUGGAGGACCGUUACAGACUGCAACCAGCCCAGAAGGACCUCCACGAAGGCACCAACGCAGACGACUGCCCAGAGGGACACUCCGUCAACGUAGCGGCCACGACCAAGCCACCUUCACGAAGGAAGUCACAGUCUACCUCCAGGAAGGACCCAGAUGAACAGCCUGCACGAAGGGUUAGAAGAUCAUCACCUUCCCCGGACUCGGAGGAUCAUCACUCUUAUAAAGAUUCCAGAAGGAAGACUACGUCGUCCUUGGACUCAGACUCGGACCCCCCGACUUCACGAAAGCCUUCGCGAAGGUCAAGCCGUCACUCCUCAGAACCGGACACAGUUAAGGCUUCACGAAGGGCUUCACGAAGGACUCCAGUAGCAGGUUCUAAAUCAUCUUCGUCCAGACGAUCAUCUGCAGAUUCCUCAAGGGCUUCGUGAAGCUAUCAGCGUUCACCUCACAGAUCUCAGCGAAAGUCUAGACGCAGCUCAUCAGGCCGAUCACCAAGAUCAUAUCGUUCGCCUCGCCGUUCACCUCGCCGAUCACCUCGCCGAUCACCUCAUCGAUCACCACAUCGAUCUCCACACAGAUCUCCACACAGGUCUUCACAGAGGUCCCAAGUCAGGUCUCCAUUAUCGUCUCCAUGUACAGUGAUAGAACCAUAUAUACCACCAUCACAAGAGUAUCAACCUCUUAUGGACGAUCCCAUUACAGAAGACGAUGGAGGCAUCAUCUUCUCAGACACUGAGAUACGAUACUGGAUGGUAAACAACCUAGACCUUUCUUCACCUUCCAAGAGUAACAACUCGGCGCAGAUUUAUUUGAUGAAGGAGGACGAUGCUGAUGCCAUCACCUUACCACCGAUCGACCCGAUUGCUGCAGUACCGAAGAAUUUGGACUCAGCCUUCCACAAAGCCACUAAAGUCCAAACAGCACAUUUACCACUGUUCCAUGCUAACAAGUUUUCAACCCACAACAUGGAACCGUUCCUCAAGGCACAAGACAUAGACGACAACUACAAGUUGAUCAAUGAUGUCAAGAACAAGAACUACAAGAUUGACGAUCGCAAGUUGGUUCAGUUAGAAACCAUGACUAGGCGAAUGUUCUUUGGCCUUAAUAGAUCUAGAACGAUCAAUGAGACUCUUAUCACCAGAUUUCGUGACACGACAUCUGAAGAUGAUAGAAUGAUUUACUUGGCCCUACUUAUGCAGAAGAAGGACCAGCAGUUCCUUACGGAUCAUCUCACAGCAGUCUCAGCAGCCUUAACCUUAGCCCGUCGUCAAGGCCUCCUCGCUUCCUGCAACUGGGGUGAGCAGUUUACAGCUCCACUCUAUACAGCCCCGUGGUCUGCUCCAUCCAUCUUCGAUGGAGGAAUAGAGAAAGUCUCCAAGGAAGUCACUAAGGAUUCUAGAGAAGUCCUUAUGAUUAAGUCAAUGGAUACGCUAGCCAGCGUC
Haliotis rubra (blacklip abalone) is the source of this 1833-nucleotide messenger RNA. Its product is annotated as nucleolar protein dao-5-like. The transcript is spliced from 2 exons. Lineage: Eukaryota; Metazoa; Mollusca; Gastropoda; Lepetellida; Haliotidae. Bases 229 to 819 code for a protein of 196 amino acids. The record is from RefSeq and is a predicted model, not a curated record.